AUGGUUCUCCGAAAAGAUGAAUUAGAAGUACAGCUUAAAGAAGAGCAUGAGUUGAUCGCAAAUGGCGUGCUUAGAGAGGACAACCCUUUGGAUCAGUCGACCGAGUUUGAGGCUUUCCUGCUGGCUUGCAGAAGAGGCGACCUGAAGACGUGUCAGGAGCUGAUCUCGGCUGGCGUAAAUAUCAAUGGCAAAGAUCGUUUUGAUUACACACCGUUGAUUGUUCCUUGGGCCGGACACAUUACUAGUCUACUCUCCAAGAACGUUCCAAAGACAACCGAUAUCAGCCUCAUUGCAGCAGCACAGUCCUUCAACAUGCAUAAGUUUCUCCUGGCAGCACGGACGCCGUACUUCAGGAAGAAGCUCGAUGGCGCACCCGAUACAGCAACAUGGAAGCUACCGACCACCUACCCACUUGAGUCUUUCCAAGUUGCCCUACGCUAUCUGUAUCUAGGAGAAGUACCCAAAGAUGUGGUCAAUGCUCGCAGUACGGUGACGGAGGAAGAGGUUCUCACUGGUGUUGAUAAGCUCAGCAAGCAGCUCGAGAUCGAGCAACUAUGGGAGGCAAUCCUGGCGGGCAAUGACCGACGUCUUUCGCGCCAGAGGUACGAGGACGAGGUGAAGCGUGCACAGACCCAGGUUGAUCGUUUCUACCGGGAGAAGGUCCUGGGCCACAAGAUGAUCGUGGAGACAAAGAGGGUCGGCGAGGUGAAAUGGCGUCACGACAACUCAAUCUUCGCCGAUUGCCUCCUGUGCGCACACGAGCCGGAGAGCGACGAAAUCGAGAAUGAUGCGGAGGACCCUGAGAAUGCUGUACAUGCUGUCGGCAUCCCGCUCGGACUUGCAUCCCUCGGCGAUAAACCCAGGAAACGGCCUCGAAAGUCGGUCGUCUACCCCGUUCAUAAGGCGAUGCUCAUCCGCAGCCCGUACUUCGAGACCAUGUUCUCUAGCGAAUUCAGGGAGGCGCAAGAUUCGGAAAACCUACACGUCGUCACGGUGGACUGUAUGCCCGAGGUCCUCGAAAUCGUGCUUACGUUCUUGUACACUGAGAAGGUGGACUGCCCUCUCGAGCUCGCCUUGGACUUGCUCUACACGGCCGACAUUCUCUUCCUCGACAAGCUCAAGACGAAAGCAGCGCAGGCCAUCAGUACCCUGGGAAGCGGCAGCAGCAACAUCUGGGCUGACCGCACUCACAGGCCCGACGGAGAGGACCACCGGGAAGAGGAUAUGGAGCCCAUCAACAUCUACGACGUUAUCCACGCGGCGUGGGAUCUGCGCGUCCAGCGCCUGGAAGAGUUUGCUGCUCGGUACCUGGCCAACCGCUUAGAGGACUACAUUGACGAGGCCGAGUUUGCGGAGCUGAUCAAGGAGAGUGCGGAAAGACUCAAGAACCGUGAAGAGACGGAUACUAUUGAGUUGUUGGAUGACAUCCGAUAUUAUCUGGGCGAGCGCUUCCGUUUGCGUUUCGAGGACGCCAACCUUGAGGAGAUGAUGGAUGAAGAGGGGGAGAUCAACGCCGAAAUGGCCGAAGCCAUCGCUGCACAGAGCGAACAGCUGAAUGAGGGGAUGCGUGAGGCUGGUGCUGCCCCACAGGAAACCGCCCCUGUUCCUCCUACUGCUGCGACCGUUGAGAAUGGCCAAGACGGAGAGGGAGUGAAGACUCUUGGAGGUGAGGUGGCAGAAGACGAAUUCGCUUCAGAUGCGAUCAAUUACCAAAUCUUACUUGGAAAGAUCGAUACAAUGCUGGAUCAUCUGAAGCUAGAUGCAUAG
Messenger RNA from Colletotrichum fioriniae, 1767 nucleotides. Lineage: Eukaryota; Fungi; Ascomycota; Sordariomycetes; Glomerellales; Glomerellaceae. The record is from RefSeq and is a predicted model, not a curated record.